Messenger RNA from Belonocnema kinseyi, 1282 nucleotides. It is a transcript of the gene Dh44, whose product is annotated as diuretic hormone 44. Gene Ontology annotation, cellular component: extracellular region. NCBI's taxonomy places the organism in Eukaryota, Metazoa, Arthropoda, Insecta, Hymenoptera, Cynipidae. Gene Ontology annotation, molecular function: hormone activity. The record is from RefSeq and is a predicted model, not a curated record. Bases 434 to 1006 code for a protein of 190 amino acids. The transcript is spliced from 5 exons.
ACAAGCCGAUUGUACAUUGCACGGUGAGGAGUUUGAACGCUGCACAGUGAGAACCCUGAAGCUGCACAGUGAAGACCCUGAAGCUGCACGUGAUCCUCCAGCGAAGACUAAAAAGGGAAGAAAAGGAGGAAAGUACAGGGAAAGAGAAGAUUCAACGAAGAAGAAGGCUUCUUCUGAAGACUCCGAACUUCAGAUCUAAAGAAAUUCCUUUUAUUGUAUACGUAUUGCGAAAAUAGGAAAUCAUAAUCGAAUCACGAUUAAUUCUCCUUUCGAGUCGCGAGUUACAAAGUCGAUUUUUUUUUAUCAAGUUUUUUAAAAACUUUCGGGAGUAUUGCUGAAGUUUCUGCAGUUGUCAGUGCGAAAGAAGUUUAGAAGACCGAGAAGAGAGAUUUUUAGACAACGAAAUUGACGUAUCACAGUGGCUCGACACACGAUGAUUUUAAUUGGUGUGAUAGCGACGACCACCUUGAUUAGUUUAGCACAUUGUACACCCCUUUCGUACACAACCUAUCAGAGGAGAGAACUUCCGGCACUCGAUCGUCCCGAAUUGGUGCUGCUCUUUGAUCCUCGUGAUUCCGGACUAGAGAACGAAAUGUUCGGCUCGGGUAACGACCCAAGAUCAGCGGCAAUUCGUAAUAAGAGGAUCGGAUCACUGUCAAUUAACAAUUCCGUUGACGUAUUGAGACAGCGAGUUCUAUUGGAAUUGGCGCGCAGAAAGGCGAUGCAGGAUCAAUAUCAGAUUGACGAGAAUCGACGAAUGAUGCAGACAGUUGGAAAGCGCUCGAAUUCCGAUUCUGUGACAGGAUAUCCGACGAGUUCUAAUAAGGAGAGCAACAGUGGAAUCUAUUUAAUUGAAGAGAGGCCGAAUGAUCGAGAUCAAAGCCAAUCUCCUGUUCGGAUUUCGGACAGGACAGCUUCUGUCUGGCUCGAGGGGAAUGAUCAUGAUCACGAUCACGAUCAGGAUCAGACACGAAGGGUGCAGACGAAUGAAGUUCAUCUCUUGUAAUACUUCGCCCUGAAGUCCUCUGGACAGAAACACCCAACCCCGGCAGCUUCGCUUCUCCGUACACGAUUUUCCGUUUCGAAAAAAAAAAUCGUUCAAAAUUUUUUACUGCUCUAUCCAAGAAAUUCCAUCUAAAAUUUUAUUUUGACUAAAUUCCGAAACAUCUUUUUUCAGAAAAAAAACUCUUAGAAAACCAAGUACGUGAACCCGAAAAAAUGCAGAUAAGUGAGCGAUAAAUCCCAUAAAAUAUUUUGCGGUUUGCGAAGUAACGAAACAGUA